AUGGCUGGAUGGAAACUUGCUCGAAAAGCCAUUGACUGGGUAGCUUUUGGGGAGAUCAUACCCCAACAUCAGAAUGCCACUGCCAACUCCCUGAAGUCCUGGAAUGAGACCCUGACCUCCAGGUUGGCUGCUCUGCCUGAGAGGCCACCUGCCAUCCACUGGGCUUACUCUAAGGCCAGCAUGGCAAAGGUGGGCUUGGUGGAUGACUUCGAGAUUAAUGCCCUGAAGCUUCCUAUGCUGGAGGAUAAGUAUACUGCCCUGGUGGAUGCUGAAGAAAAAGAAGAUGUGAGAAGCUGUGCUGAGUUUUUGUCUCUCUCGAAGACCAGGAUUGAGGAAUACGAGAAAGAGCUGGAGAAGGUGAAGAACGUAAUUCCAUUUGAUCAGAUGACCAUUGAGGACCUGAAUGACGUCUUCCCAGAAACCAAAUUAAACAAGAAAUAUCCCUACUGGCCUCACGAGCCAAUUGAGCAUUUAUAA
Messenger RNA from Hippopotamus amphibius kiboko, 477 nucleotides. Its product is annotated as ATP synthase subunit d, mitochondrial-like. Gene Ontology annotation, molecular function: proton transmembrane transporter activity. The coding region runs from base 1 to 477 and encodes 158 amino acids. Lineage: Eukaryota; Metazoa; Chordata; Mammalia; Artiodactyla; Hippopotamidae. Gene Ontology annotation, biological process: proton motive force-driven ATP synthesis. The record is from RefSeq and is a predicted model, not a curated record. The transcript has a single exon.